Canariomyces notabilis is the source of this 3370-nucleotide messenger RNA. RefSeq lists its product as uncharacterized. Lineage: Eukaryota; Fungi; Ascomycota; Sordariomycetes; Sordariales; Chaetomiaceae. The coding region runs from base 323 to 2977 and encodes 884 amino acids. The record is from RefSeq and is a predicted model, not a curated record. The transcript has 3 exons. Gene Ontology annotation, molecular function: DNA-binding transcription factor activity.
CUCUUGCGCUGUCCCGCCUUCCACCCCCCCCACAAACUGUGCGCCUUUCAGGUUGCCCUACCCUACUGUGUUUCCUUUUCGCCGUUAUCGCUGUCAAUUCGGCUUCCCUUGCUUGUUUUAGGUGUUUUUUUGGCCCUCCUGGACAUCCUCUCCCACGAUAUAGACGAUAUAGGGGCAUUCGCUGCGUAACCGCUGCAGCUCCCCGGGACCCCUUCCCAUCGCUCCUUUUUCCUGCUCCAAGUAGUCCGAGGUUAGGCCAGCUCACCUUAGCUCCUCCCGCCCCGCCCGUUUUGUUGCGAAAUUCCUUCCCCCCUUCGAUACCAUGGAGCCUGCUUCCAAACGGAGGAGGCUGGCCCCGAAAGUCCCCGAUCCUCCGGCCUUGCCGUCUCUUCCGCCGACACCACAGACUCAAGCUCAGCCUCCUCCGGCACAUAGCUUCCCCCAGGAUCAGGUACCACCGCAGCACUUUGCGCCUCCCGAGACAAUUGCGCGUCUGCCAGAGCGCGACGAGUUCGAGGCAUUUGCCCGCCAUCUCCAGGAUGCCGCCAUACACAUCCAGCAGCAAACGCUGAAGCCAAAACACACCAGCGUAUCGGUGCUCAUGUUACGGUGGGAGGAGGACACGUCGGUGGAGCAGGACCUCGUGGCUCUUGAGAGGGUGUUCCGGGAUCGCUACCACUACCACACGGACAAAUGGGCCAUCCCUACUGUGCCGAACCCCAGUAUCAAGCUUGGCGUCCAGAUGGCGUCCUUCCUGGAGAAUGCGCGCCCGGACCACCUCCUGAUCAUAUACUAUGCUGGCCACGGCUAUGUAGGGCCUGAUAACCAGCUGUACUGGGCUUGCAACACGCGGGAGGAUGCGGCCAAGCUGAAGUGGGAUGGCGUCCGCUGCCUGUUUGAGGAUGCGCAGUCCGAAAUCCUGCUCCUGGUUGACUCGUGUGCCGUCCGCGAUGCGCCCCUGGCCGGCAGCCACGGCGCGAAGCAAGCCAUCGCUGCCUAUACCCCCGAGCAGACCCAAUUCGAUCCUGGGCCCCGCUCUUUCACUGCCUCCUUGGCCGACACGCUCCAUAAGCUGAGCACGUCGGGCCGUCCCUUUAGCGUCCAGAGGCUGUACGACGAUCUCCGGCAACAGAGGCAGCAGGACACUGCCCAGGCAUUGGCCAGAUUAUCCAAUGGGGCUGUCAAGCCCACCCCGCCGCCGGAGAGAUCGCCUGCUUUUUUCACCCUCACGCCUGCGAAAGGCCAGGGCAUAAUCCUGGUUCCUUUGGACCCGAGGGCUGCUCAGCUCCAGUCGCCGCCUCAGUCGGCCGAUGUGGAUGCGCAGGGUGCGUGGAGGUCGGGCACCGAGGAUCAGUCGCUUAGGCCGGAAGAGAUCACCGAUUUGACUCUGGACGAACCGAGGGUGCUGGUAUGUACAACGUUCGUUGGCGACGCCAGUCCUGACAUGGCUUUCUUCCAUCAAUGGCUCCACAAUACGCCGCCUGCAGCAUCCAAAAUCACGGUUGAGGGCAUGUUUCUAGGGCCUCCCACCAUGCUUCUCAUCUCCAUGCCCCACCACGUUUGGAACGUGGUGCAGCAUGACAAGGUCUGCUGCUUUCUUGGGUAUAUCAGCUCCCACAACAUGAUUCACCUCUACCAGCGGCUCGUCAGCUCGGCCGCCAAUGGUUCAACUCUGGCGGUCAAAGACGCCGAAAACAAGGGAAGCCCGUUGAUGGCUCGGCGUGAGCACGCCGACCACUGCACUUAUAUUCGAAACGAAACGCCGGCGAGGCACGGAAGCCAUCAACCUCACACGUCUGUGUCCGCCGUGCCCGCCAGCGUAUCCCGAGAAAGCCCGGUUGAAACGCCCGCCGCAGGAGCCAAGCAUGAGGUUGAGGAUUCGGCAGAGAUGCAGGAGGCAGCAGAACAGCUCAAGGCGCUGAGCCAUGUCCGCCACAUGAGUGAUGACACGCCGGCACCGCUGGACCGUCAGACAACGCGGGUGGGAGACAGCAUUGCUGUCAGGCACGCCGGUGAUCCUGGUUCUCCGCUCGAAGCCGCGGAGCCGGGCAUGGAUGGGAGUUUGUACGGUGCAGAAUACGGCACGCCCUCUGCCAAGCCCAAGGCCAGGAGGCCGCUGCAGAAGCAAACUCCCAAGCAAGAAGUCCGCUGCAACCAUUGCAGCCACGCGCCCUUCAAAGACUCAUCCUCGCUCCGCAAGCACAUCGCGGCGGCGCACACGAGGCCGUUUCCCUGCGCCUUUUUGUUUGCGGGUUGCACGAGCACGUUCGGAUCCAAAAAUGAAUGGAAGCGGCACAUCUCCUCACAGCAUUUGUGUCUGCAGUACUACCGGUGCUCGUCUUGCCCGCAGACCAGCACGGCCGACGGCGGUAAGGGCAACGAGUUCAACCGCAAGGAUCUGUUCACUCAGCACCUCCGCCGCAUGCACGCGCCUUUCGCCAUCAAAAAGGCUCUUAAUAAGGGGGAAGGCAGCAAACUCCAGGCCGACUGGGAGCUGCACGUAAAGGAGAUGCAGACGCAGUGUUUGGUGGUUAGACGCCAGCCCCCGCAGCGCUCGGCUUGUCCAAAGCCGGAUUGUCAAAGUGUUUUUGAGGGUCCUGGUUCGUGGGAUGAGUGGACUGAGCAUGUGGGCAGGCAUAUGGAGAAGGGCGAGGCGCAGCGGAUGGGGGUGGAUAGGUUGCUGGCGAAAUGGGCGCUGGAGGAGGGGAUUAUUGAACGACAGGAUGAUGGGGAGUAUAGGCUUGUUGGAGGAGCGAAUGGGAAUGGGUCGGGCGGGGGAGGAGAGGAGAGGGGAAGUGGGAGAGAAGUGAACGGUAGUGGUGGUUCUGGUGGAAGUGGUGGCGGUGAUGGCAAUAGUAAGUUCCUCGUGGAAGACGGUGGGAAGUUGGAGGAGGAUGAGGACCCGUCUACCAACACGUCUAUCACGGUUGCUGUGCCGGUGCAGGUAUCGGCGGGUGAGGGGAUGGAUGUGGAUUGAUAUGCCUAUCAAGGACGAGUGAUGUUGCCGGUGAAGAAGGAGACGACUGGCGUCUGCUGGUGUUGUCGGUUGUCGGCCGGAUUUGUUUUGCUCCCAGGGAUGAGCAUGGCUUUACCAAGGUAUACGUUAUGGAAAAGCUGGCGUUCUAGGAUGGGGGUUAUAUAUAUACACACGACUUGACGACGACACCUUGCUGAUUCGGUUGGGACGGGAGGUUUGGCUGACCGUUUUUGCAUAUGGUCUUGGGGGAAAGGUGUUGGUUUUGCGUUUGUCUUGCAUGGGCUUUGGAUAUUGGAUAGGCAGGUAAGCAGGUAUCAAUCGAAUUUGAGCGUCCUUCGAACGGUUUGGUGUCGUCCUGAUGUGGUGCAAGUACCUGUUUUCUCGCGGACCUGA